Messenger RNA from Coccidioides posadasii C735 delta SOWgp, 2407 nucleotides. RefSeq lists its product as uncharacterized. Gene Ontology annotation, molecular function: ATP hydrolysis activity; ATP binding. NCBI's taxonomy places the organism in Eukaryota, Fungi, Ascomycota, Eurotiomycetes, Onygenales, Onygenaceae. The record is from RefSeq and is a predicted model, not a curated record.
GACUGAUAUUUGUGCUGCAAGCCCAGAAGUUUACUUUUUACAAUUUGUGCUACCCAUCAUGGAAUCUGAAAUCCAGGCACAAAUUCCUGGUAUUGAUCAUGUGAUAUCAGAAUAUUCAGUGGGCUAUCUCACCCAUGCCUCCAAAGCCUAUGUAGAGGACAUGGAUCCCACAGCUCCAUCACCUUUGUCAGAAGCAGCGGAAACUGUAACUUCUUUAUUACUGUCUGCUUCUGGAGACUUCAGUUCCGAAAAUGAAACCACAAUCCGGAACUUGGUGGAGAAAUUCAUCUCCUCAUUAAGCGCCGCAAAUGGUGUUGAUCCGGAACGUAGGCAAAUGCCCUUUGCUGCUAAAAAGCUCGACCAAACGAUCCAUGUGGGAUCUCAAAGGAAUAUCUCUUCGACCUUAGGUUUGACAGGUGUUGCUGUUGACCUUGAGGCAGCUGCAUCCAGAAAGGUCGAGUCCCGUGUGGACAAAAAGAAGCUAGAAAAGGCAGAAAGGAAAAUCCGAGCCAAACAAGAUAAGAAGACUAUGAAAAAUGUCGAGUAUGAGGCUUCAAAACUCAUCAAUCAACCUGAUGCUACGCAAUCGUACGAAGAGUUUUUCAUGGCUGUUAACCCUCUACAAUUGGGGUCCGACUCACAGUCAAAGAGCAAAGACAUUAAAGUGGAUGGAAUAGACAUCUCUAUCGCGGGAAAUCGGAUAUUAACAGAUACCUCUUUAACUUUAGCUUAUGGGAGGCGCUAUGGUCUAGUUGGCCAGAACGGAAUUGGAAAAAGUACACUGUUGCGAGCCCUUAGUCGUAGAGAGGUUGCUAUUCCAACACACAUUUCCAUCCUCCACGUGGAACAGGAGAUAAGGGGUGAUGAUACACCAGCCUUACAGGCGGUUCUCGAUGCCGACGUUUGGCGAAAGCGUCUCCUAGAAGACCAAAACAAAAUUACAUCCCAACUCGCAAAUAUUGAUGCGGAGAGAUCGACUAUGGCAGAUACUUCCAAAGAUGCAUUAAGAUUAGACCAAGAACGAGAGGCUCUUGAUACCACCCUCGCCGAUAUCCACGCUAAAUUAGCGGAAAUGGAAUCAGACAAGGCUGAACCACGGGCAGCAAGUAUUCUGGCAGGACUGGGCUUCUCCCCAGAGCGACAGCAAUACGCUACGAAAACAUUUUCCGGAGGUUGGCGAAUGCGAUUGGCCUUGGCUCGUGCUCUGUUUUGCGAACCUGAUCUUCUACUGCUUGACGAACCGUCAAAUAUGUUGGACGUCCCGUCUAUCACAUUCUUGUCGAACUAUCUACAAACAUAUCCAAGCACCGUUCUGGUCGUUUCUCACGACCGAGCUUUUCUAAAUGAGGUGGCUACCGAUAUUAUCCACCAACAUUCAGAAAGAUUGGAUUACUAUAGAGGAGCAAAUUUCGAUUCGUUCUAUGCUACCAAGGAAGAGCGGAAGAAAAAUGCAAAGAGAGAGUAUGAGAACCAAAUGGCACAGAGAGCGCACUUGCAAGCUUUCAUUGAUAAAUUCAGGUACAAUGCUGCCAAAGCGGCUGAAGCUCAGUCGAGAAUUAAGAAGCUUGAGCGGAUGCCAGUCCUUACUCCCCCAGAGAACGAAUACGUGGUUCACUUCAAAUUCCCUGAUGUGGAGAAGCUGUCACCUCCUAUCGUCCAAAUGUCCGAAGUCUCUUUUGGAUACACGAAAGACAAGGUUUUGUUAAAAAAUGUCGACCUUGACGUGCAGUUAGAUUCGAGAAUAGGUAUUGUCGGGCCUAAUGGGGCGGGAAAAACGACGGUUUUGAAACUUCUUACUGGUCAACUACAGCCCUCGUCUGGACUUAUAUCUCAGCACCCCAGACUCCGGGUUGGGUUUUUUGCCCAGCAUCAUGUUGACGCCCUGGAUAUGAACACGAGCGCUGUAGGCUUCAUGGCCAAGAAUUAUCCGGGAAAAACGGAGGAAGAGUAUAGACGACAUCUAGGAGCUUUCGGCAUUACUGGCAUGACUGGCCUUCAAAAGCUGGAGCUCUUAUCUGGAGGUCAAAAGUCCCGUGUGGCAUUUGCAUGCAUAUCGUUAACCAAUCCUCACAUUUUGGUCCUGGACGAACCGUCCAACCAUCUCGAUAUCGAAGCGAUGGAUGCGCUUUCUGAGGCACUUCAAAACUUCCAGGGUGGCGUUCUGAUUGUGUCCCACGAUGUCACCCUACUCCAAAACGUUUGUACAAGUUUGUGGGUGUGUGAUGGUGGUACAGUGGAGAAAUUCCCAGGGGACGUGAAUGCUUAUAAAAAGAGGAUUUCAGAGCAGGCAAACGCAGCCGGUGUUGUUGCCGCUCAUUGAGCCUUAGUGUAAGCCCCUAAUACUGGCGAAAUUACUGGAGAGCAAGUUCGCCUUCGCUUUUAUAGUAUAUUUGCUAAUAACCACCUU